UCACCAUAUCACUCUCUCUCACACACACAACACAAACGUUAAACAAAACCAUGUUCCAUGUUCUUCGUCUUCUACCUCCAAAAUCAAAUACUUUUCUCGACCUUUAAAACUUUCCCACAACAUUAUACCAGAAAAAGUUGGAUCCUUCUUUCUGAUCUUCUCUCUAUCUCUCACUUCAAAUUUGCUUAUCGUGAUGAAAAUUCCAACUGGGAUAGGGUUCUUUCUUGCCUUAAUUUCUUCAAUCUUCAUCUUGGUUCAUUCUCAGACUAACCCAACAGAUUCCGAUGUGAUGAUAUCUUUAAAGAAGAGCUUAAACCCGUCUCCUGAACUUGGUUGGUCCGACCCAGAUCCUUGCAACUGGAAACAUAUUAGCUGCUCUGAUGAUAAACGGGUCACCCGUAUUCAAAUCGGGCAUCAGAAUCUUCAAGGUACUCUCUCCCCUAAUCUCUCUUAUCUAACUCGACUUGAGAGAUUAGAGCUUCAAUGGAACAACAUUUCAGGGCCAUUACCCACUUUGAGAAACUUUACUUCAUUACAAGUUAUAAUGCUUAGUAAUAACCAGUUUACUUCAAUUCCUUCUGAUUUCUUCUCCGGCAUGACGUCACUACAAUCCGUUGAGAUUGAUAAUAACCCGUUUUCGUCUUGGGAAUUACCCGAAAGUCUCCGUGAUGCCUCGACGUUGCAGAAUUUCUCGGCAAAUAAUGCCAAUAUCACUGGAAAAAUACCCGAUUUCUUUGGUCCGGAUGAGUUUCCGGGUCUUGUGAAUCUGCAUUUGGCUUUCAAUUCGUUGGAUGGAGGAUUACCAUCUAGCUUUUCCGGUUCACAAAUUGAAUCCAUUUGGGUAAACGGGCAAAAGAGUGAUAGUAAGCUCACCGGAGAUAUAGAUGUUAUUCAGAACAUGACGUUUCUAAAAGAAGCUUGGUUUCACUCAAAUGGGUUUUCGGGUCCAUUGCCUGAUUUCUCGGGUUUGAUGAAUUUGGAGAGUUUGAGUCUUAGGGAUAAUCACUUCACCGGUCCUAUUCCUUUGUCUUUGAUGAAUCUCACUUCCUUAAAGAUUGUCAAUUUGACUAAUAACAUGUUUCAAGGACCAACUCCUAAGUUUGCGAAUUCGGUUUCUCUCGAUUUAUCCGACGAUACCAACAGCUUUUGCCUGCCCGAACCGAUUGACUGCGACCCGCGUGUGAACACAUUGCUAUCCAUCGCCAAAUCCACGGGUUAUCCUGAAAGAUUAGCCGAGAAUUGGAAGGGAAAUGACCCUUGUUUGAAUUGGUUCGGAAUAACUUGUAACAACGGGAAUAUUACUAUAGUAAAUUUCGAGAAAAUGGGUCUAAACGGGUCAAUUUCGCCCGAUUUCGCCUCGCUCAAGUCCCUUCAAAGGCUAGUUCUUGCCGAUAACAAUUUCACGGGCACCAUCCCGCAAGAGCUCUCUGCAUUGCCAUCCCUAGCCGAAAUCGACGUAUCGAACAAUCGCCUUCACGGGAAAAUCCCAUCUUUUCGGAGCAAUGUGAUCGUGAACACAAAUGGUAAUCCCGAUAUCGGAAAGCCAGAGGAUAAUUCCGCCACACCCGGAUCUUCGUCGAAUGAUAACAACGGGUCUAAAAAAGGACCCGGGUCGAGAAACGGGUCAGAACAGUCCAAGAAUUGGAUUGGAAUCGUCGUGCUCUCGAUUCUUGGUGCUAUCAUCUUGACAUUAUUAAUCGGUUUAACUGUUUUUUGUUUCUACAAGAGAAAACAAAAGCGGUUCAGCCAAGUUCAGAGCCCAAACGCGAUGGUAAUCCACCCCCGCUUCUCGGGAUCAGACAACGACAGCGUGAAGAUAACCGUGGCGGGCUCGAGCGUGAGCGUGGGCGCAAUGAGCGAAACGCACGCAUUUCCCGGGAGUGAAAGCGGGGACAACAUUCAAAUGGGGGAGAGCACGAGUAACAUGGUAAUUUCCAUCCAAGUGUUGAAGAACGUUACUAACAACUUUAGCAAAGAAAACAUAUUGGGACAAGGCGGUUUCGGCACGGUUUACAAAGGGGAAUUGCACGACGGGACAAAAAUCGCGGUUAAGAGAAUGGAAUCGGGUGUUAUUACGGGCAAAGGGUUGUCGGAGUUCAAGUCGGAGAUCGCGGUUUUGACUAAGGUUAGACAUAGGAACCUGGUGGCUCUCUUAGGUUAUUGUUUGGAUGGAAAUGAGAAGUUGCUUGUGUAUGAAUACAUGCCUCAAGGAACACUUAGCCGUCAUUUGUUUAGUUGGGCGGUUGAAGGAAUUAAACCGUUAGAAUGGACAAGAAGAUUGACUAUAGCUUUGGAUGUGGCUAGGGGAGUUGAGUAUCUUCAUAAUUUGGCUCAUCAAAGCUUCAUUCAUAGAGAUUUGAAGCCUUCCAAUAUUCUUCUUGGCGAUGAUAUGAGGGCGAAGGUUGGGGAUUUUGGUCUAGUUCGUCUCGCACCCGAAGGGAAAGGUUCCAUUGAAACUCGAAUAGCCGGAACCUUCGGUUAUCUUGCUCCCGAGUAUGCAGUGACUGGCCGAGUUACAACUAAGGUCGACGUGUUCAGUUUUGGAGUAAUCUUGAUGGAGUUGAUAACGGGAAGGAAAGCAUUGGACGAGAGCCAACCGGAGGAGAGUAUGCAUCUAGUAACAUGGUUCCGAAGAAUCCAUCUUAACAAGGAUGGUUUUAGGAAAGCGAUUGACCCUUCCAUAGACGCGACCGAGGAUGAAGUGUUUGCAAGUAUAAGCACGGUGGCUGAGCUCGCGGGACAUUGUUCCGCCAGGGAGCCAUACCAGAGGCCCGACAUGGGGCACGCGGUGAAUGUACUUUCGUCGCUUGUGGAGAUUUGGAAGCCGUCGGAUCAGAACUCCGACGACAUAUACGGCAUAGACUUUGACAUGUCAUUGCCGCAGGCUCUUAAGAAAUGGCAAGCGUUUGAAGGGAGAAGUCAAAUGGAAUCGACUUCUUCGUCGUCGUUUCUUCCUAGCAUGGAUAACACGCAAACGAGCAUACCUACUCGACCGUAUGGAUUCGCGGAGUCGUUUAAUUCGUUGGAUGGGAGGUGAUAUAUUGUUAGAUGAUUUGUGUCCAUUAUUGUGUGUUUGAUUGUUUCUUAGUUGCUAGUUUUGUUAAGGUUUGAAGUGAUGUUGAUUUGGAUCAUGAUUCCUUGUUUGGUUUUAGUGCAAAACUAGAAAAGAUAAGAAAUAUUUGUGA
Impatiens glandulifera is the source of this 3185-nucleotide messenger RNA. RefSeq names its product receptor protein kinase TMK1-like. The record is from RefSeq and is a predicted model, not a curated record. The coding region runs from base 194 to 3037 and encodes 947 amino acids. Gene Ontology annotation, molecular function: ATP binding; protein kinase activity; protein binding. NCBI's taxonomy places the organism in Eukaryota, Viridiplantae, Streptophyta, Magnoliopsida, Ericales, Balsaminaceae. The transcript has 2 exons. Gene Ontology annotation, biological process: protein phosphorylation.